UCCUUCCCUCUCCUAAAAAUAUCAUUAUUCCAAUUUACAGCUUUGCCAUUCUUCAAUAUAAUCAAUUAUUUCUCUCUCAAUCUUCAUUUCGCUCUCUCUCGAAGCAAAAUCGGAAAAUGGGGCAGAUUCAAUACUCCGAGAAAUACUUUGAUGAUACUUAUGAGUACAGGCAUGUUGUUCUCCCCCCUGAAGUGGCCAAACUUCUCCCCAAGAAUCGCCUACUCUCUGAAAAUGAAUGGCGUGCAAUUGGAGUACAGCAGAGUCGUGGUUGGGUCCAUUAUGCAAUCCAUCGCCCCGAACCACACAUCAUGCUCUUCAGGAGGCCUCUCAACUAUCAGCAGCAGCAGGAGAAUCAGGCCCAACAAAGUAUGCUUGCUAAGUAAUUACAUUAGUAUUUAGCAUCCAAAACAAGAAGGGUGAAACCAAAGCUACUUUGUUAGUGUUUAUCCUCUUCCUAAACAGUUUGGGUGUUGUGGAUUCCUGGAUUGUUUUGUAUUUUAGUUCUCCACUUUGGAGAAUUCCAUGUCAGGAUUGCUUUCUUACUUUCUUUAUCUGACUACCUAGUGUCAUUGGUACUCCGCAUCUUAAAUUGUUUAAAUAGCAUGGAUGAAUAAUUUUUUCUUAAACCUUAAUUAGAUCAUCUUAAUUUA
Gossypium raimondii (Peruvian cotton) is the source of this 650-nucleotide messenger RNA. Its product is annotated as cyclin-dependent kinases regulatory subunit 1. Bases 117 to 383 code for a protein of 88 amino acids. Gene Ontology annotation, cellular component: cyclin-dependent protein kinase holoenzyme complex; SCF ubiquitin ligase complex. Lineage: Eukaryota; Viridiplantae; Streptophyta; Magnoliopsida; Malvales; Malvaceae. Gene Ontology annotation, biological process: regulation of mitotic cell cycle. The transcript has 4 exons. The record is from RefSeq and is a predicted model, not a curated record. Gene Ontology annotation, molecular function: ubiquitin binding; cyclin-dependent protein serine/threonine kinase activator activity; histone binding.